UGUCCCUCGGACACAGCAGAUCACUGAUCCAUGAAAAGAGCCGAUGAUGUCGGCUCGGUCAUGUGAUCAGCUGACAGCUCAUCAUCAGAGCACUGAUGAUCAGUGUGCCCUGAUGAUCUGUGUAGCCUCAGCAGCGCCACCUGUCAGUGUCCAUCAGUGCCAACUCUCAGUGCUCAUCCAUGCCACCUGCCAGUGCCCAUCAGUGCCACAUUUCAGUGCCACAUCAAUGCCACAUAUCAGUGCCCAUCUGAGCUGCCUUUUAGUGUCACCCAUCAGUGCCAGUCAGUGCCACCUAUCAGUGCUGCCAGUCAGUGCCACCUAUCAGUGCCAGUCAGUGCCCCCUAUCAAUGCCCGUCAG
Messenger RNA from Staurois parvus, 358 nucleotides. The record is from the annotation of a GenBank genome assembly. NCBI's taxonomy places the organism in Eukaryota, Metazoa, Chordata, Amphibia, Anura, Ranidae.